Trypanosoma grayi is the source of this 708-nucleotide messenger RNA. RefSeq lists its product as hypothetical. Lineage: Eukaryota; Euglenozoa; Kinetoplastea; Trypanosomatida; Trypanosomatidae. Gene Ontology annotation, molecular function: protein binding. The record is from RefSeq and is a predicted model, not a curated record. The transcript has a single exon. The annotation marks the transcript as partial.
AUGGUGCAGCUGGAUAGAACCAUCUGCCGAUUUGAGGUUCAAGGCUGCGUCUCCUCCAUGGCGUACAGCGACGCAAGCAGCGCUUGCCUUGUGAGCACCAUCAUGAACGGAACACACAUCUUCAGCAUGGACGGCGCAGAUGACUCGUCCGAACGGUACGCAGCGCGUGUAGAAAGUUUCCCGCAUCAUAUUGUUGGUGGUGACCCCAUCGUUUCCGCCUGCUUUCUCUCCUCAGGCACGUGUCUCGCCACCGGGUCGGCGAUGGGAGGCAUCACCGUUGUCUCACGCCAGUCGCGGGGAGUGUUGCGCUGCUACACCUUCCAGGACGGGGCGCCGGUGCUGUCGCUGAGGGAGGUGCCGCAGCAGCCGUCGCUGUUGCUCAGCAGCUCGCCAGGGAGCGUGCAGCUGAUUGACGUUGAACACGCCGCGGUGCGGUUGGACCUGAUGGUUCCAAAGCCUCGUAUCGUGGGGGCGGUGGCGGUCACCGGCGACACCUUCGCAGUGGCCAACUACGAUGGGAAGGUGCUGCUGUACGACGCACGGCGUGGGUGUGAGCCGGUGACAGUUCUCUCUGUUCCGGACCAGAUCACCAGUGUUGCAGCGGCGCCGGACACGGGUGCUGUGGCUGCAGGCACUGUUGGGGGUCGCGUGUUUGUUAUGCGCUGCACGCCCGGAAAGGUGCGAGAGGAGGCAUUUGGCACAGGCAAG